CGCUGAACUCAGUCUAAUUUACAAGCGCUUACACCGUUAAACAAAUCAAAGCAGAAGAUUCCUCAUUACAGGUUCAGAUUUGAAGAUUGUUUUGUUUCGUGCAGUUGAUUUGAAAUACAUAGUAAUGCAGCACGUGAUGGCUGACCGAGAACGGUGUUCAGUGAACUUGCUCACAUCAAAGAAAACCGGUGUCAAACAGCAUAUUAGAUCCUCACAAACAAAUAUGUCCCGCCAAUCUGAAGUUAAAUUUGAUGAAGUUGCUGUGUAUUUCUCGGAAGAUGAAUGGCAGUAUUUAGAUAAAGGGCAAAAAGAGCUUUACAAGGAUGUGAUGAUGGAAAAUUACCAGAACUUCUGCUCUCUAGGUUAUCUCAUUGAAAAGCCAGUAAUUAUCUCAGACAUUGAGACAGGAGGGAAGAUGUGUGUAGGGAGAUGCCAAGACUACAAUGUGAAAGCAGAUUAUAUUGAAGAAAAACAUUUUACUUGUCAACAGGGGAAUGUUGUCAAAGACAUUUCAGAUACUGAUCACAAAGGAAAACUGCUAAGUAACUUCAAUUUAUUUGAAGAAGAAUCUUUGAAAGCCACCCGCAUAUAUAACUUAAGGAAACCUAAAGAUACUCCAGAUUAUAAUGAAAACCAUUUUAAACCAAAUACUGAUGAUGAUGAUGAUGUGAAAUUUUUGGAGGAUAAUGAUAUUUCUAAUUCAGAAUUAAAAUAUACGUCUAAUCAAAAACUACCAAAAAAGCGCAGACAAAGAAUAAGAAAUCCUACAAUUAGUCAUGACUCUGAAGAUAUUAAUGAAGAACAUGAAGAAAAGAAGCCGCUUGCUUGUACUGAAUGUGGAAAGAUCUAUGUUAAGAAAGCAUUUCUGGUAAAACAUCAGAAGAAGCACAAAGGAAGCCCCCUCCACGAGUGUUCUGAGUGUGGGAAAUGCUUUUCUCAGAGCUUUCACCUUGUUAGACACAAAAGAUGUCAUGCUGUAGAGAAGCCCUUUCCCUGUAAUGAAUGUGAUAAAUGCUUUUCUGAUAGUUCAACAUUGUUGAAACACCAGCGAAUACACUCUGGGACUAAGCCAUUUGAAUGUGCAGAAUGUGGGAAAUGCUUUACAAUCAGCACAUACCUUAUUGUACAUCAGAGAACGCACACAGGUGAAAAACCGUACAAGUGUACUGAAUGUGGGAAAAGCUUCAGCCAAAGCUCAUCCCUUAUUAUACACCAGAGAAUUCACACAGGGGAAAAGCCAUAUGCCUGCACUGUAUGUAGGAAAAGCUUUAAUCACCAUUCACAUCUUAUUACUCACAGAAGGAUCCAUACAGGAGAGAGACCAUUUGCAUGCAAUUAUUGUGAUCGAAAAUUCAAUCACAGUUCACAUUUGGUAUCACACAGGAGAACUCAUACAGGAGAGAAACCAUAUGGUUGCACAGAAUGUGAGAGAGCUUAUGCUCAGAGACAGCAACUGGUUAGACAUCUGAAGGGUCAUGCAGAAGAGGAAGCUGAUUAAAAUCAUGUUACAAAUUAGUAGGACACCAUCAUUUUUAUUUUGUAUAACUCAAUAGCUGAGAUUCAUUAACUCCUGAUUUAGCAUAUCCUAACAGUUAUUCAUAUUUAUAUCAGCAAUCAUUGGUGUAUUAUUUAUUGGUACAGACUCCAGCCUUCUGCUUUUUUCACCAUUUUUUUUUCUUUCUGAUGUAUGUCACUGAUGUCUCAUGCCAUAUUGACAUGUGGGUUUUUUAUUUAAAAAUACAUUAAUGUAAUGUAAUUUUGUUAACUCUAAACUGAGGGGAUUUUUUUGAACAUGAAUAAAAUCUUGACAAAAACACAUUUUAUAGCAUUACAAAUAAACUAUUUUAAAAUGUCUGAUCCAUUUUUUGUAUACAUUGACAAUUAAAAGAAUAAAAGUAAAUCAAGAACAUA
This is a messenger RNA of Bombina bombina (fire-bellied toad), 1911 nucleotides long. Its product is annotated as zinc finger protein 84-like. Gene Ontology annotation, molecular function: DNA-binding transcription factor activity; RNA polymerase II cis-regulatory region sequence-specific DNA binding. Gene Ontology annotation, biological process: regulation of transcription by RNA polymerase II. Lineage: Eukaryota; Metazoa; Chordata; Amphibia; Anura; Bombinatoridae. Bases 125 to 1498 code for a protein of 457 amino acids. The transcript is spliced from 5 exons. The record is from RefSeq and is a predicted model, not a curated record.